Molecule: messenger RNA, 6825 nt
Organism: Podarcis raffonei (Aeolian wall lizard)
Lineage: Eukaryota; Metazoa; Chordata; Lepidosauria; Squamata; Lacertidae
Gene: ADAM23
Product: ADAM metallopeptidase domain 23
Exons: 25
Coding region: 289-2895 (868 amino acids)
Biological process (GO): proteolysis
Cellular component (GO): presynaptic membrane
Molecular function (GO): metalloendopeptidase activity
Source: RefSeq, a predicted model, not a curated record
AGAAGGAGCGCGCCUGCGUGUGGACGCGCCUGCGUGUGGCAGGUGCCGGCGGUGGCAGUGGCAGCAGCCGCGUCCACCUGAGGGGAGAACCGCCGCUGCGCCCUGGCGCGCCUUCCUGCCGCCGCCGCCGCCCUCCUCCUGCUCUUCUUCUUCCUCGCUCCCUGCACCAUGAGGGAAGAGGCGCCGCCGUCGCCGCCGUGAGCUGCUCGGCCGCUUCCUCACCGUCCUCCAGGCGAGGCGUCCCCCUCGCCGCCGCCGCCCGUCCUACCCCGCGGGAAGCUAUGAGCCAUGAAGCCGCCUGGCAGAACUUCCCUCCGGCGGCAGAAGCAGCAGCAGCAGCAGCCGCCCUUCUCCGGCCGCCGCCGCCGCCUCUCGAGCUCCGCCGCCGCCGCCUUGCUUUGCCGGGCUCGGCUGCCCAGCUCCAUCCCCCUCCUCUUUCUGGCGCUCCUGCUUUUCUGCUCAGGGUCCCCCAGGAUCUGCGGGGUCGCUGCGGACGCCGCUCUGCAUUGGAAUGAAACUGCAGAAGAACUAGAAAAAAGCCAGGCAGACGAAGAUACUGCAUUUCAACAGACUAACAGCAGUAGCUACAAAAAUAACAGUCGAAGCAGUGCAUUCCAGAAAGAAAUCACAUUGCCUUCAAGACUUGUAUAUUAUCUCAAUAGAGACUCUGAAAGUCCUUAUCAUGUCUUGGAUACAAGGACAAGGCACCAGCAAAAACACAAUAAGGCUGUGCAUCUGGCUCAGGCAAGUUUCCAGAUUGAAGCCUUUGGAUCUGAAUUUAUUCUUGACCUCUCCCUGAAUAAUGAUUUAUUAUCCUCUGAUUAUGUGGAGAUUCAUUAUGAGGAAGGAAAACCACAAUAUUCAAAGGGAGGAGAACACUGUUACUAUCAUGGGAACAUCAGAGGUGUCGAGAACUCCAAAGCUGCGCUUUCAACAUGCAAUGGACUCCAUGGUAUGUUUGAAGAUAAUUAUUACCUAUAUUUGAUAGAGCCUUUGGAAUUGACUCACAGUACGAGAAGUACAGGCAGACCACAUGUCAUCCAGAGGACGUUGGGAACAAAUACUUCCAAGCAAUUGGAAGACCUUGAUUAUGACUCUACUUCUGAAUGGCCCUUCCUGUCUGAGUUGCAGUGGCUAAGACGGAAAAGAAGGAGGAGAGCUGUUUCCCGCGGCAUAUUUGAAGAAAUGAAAUACUUGGAGCUCAUGAUUGUUAAUGACUAUAAAAUGUUUAAAAAGCACCGAUCGUCCCAUGCUUACACGAACAACUUCGCGAAAUCUGUGGUAAAUCUUGUGGAUGCUAUUUACAAGGAGCAGCUGAAUACCAGGGUUGUUUUGGUUGCUGUUGAAACCUGGUCGGACAGAGAUCGUAUAAAUGUCCACCCUGACCCAAGACAGAUGCUUCAUGAUUUUUCCAAAUAUCGACAGAAUUUCAUCAAGCAGCGCGCUGAUGCUGUACACCUUCUCUCGAAUGUGACAUUUCAUUACAAAAGAAGCAGCCUGAGCUAUUUUGGAGGAAUUUGUUCUGUGUCUAGAGGUGUUGGAGUAAAUGAGUAUGGCCUACCCUGGGCGAUGGCACAGGAACUAUCCCAAAGUCUGGCUCAGAAUUUAGGAAUACAGUGGGAGCCAGGGGCCAGAAAACCAAAAGGAUGUGAGUGCACAGAAUCCUGGGGUGGAUGCAUCAUGGAGGAAACAGGUGUCUACCACCCCAGAAAAUUCUCAAGGUGCAGCAUUGCAGAAUACAAAGAUUUUUUGCUCCGAGGGGGAGGUUCCUGUCUUUUCAACAAGCCAACAAAGUUGUUUGACACCACUGAAUGUGGAAAUGGGUAUGUGGAACCAGGAGAAGAUUGUGAUUGUGGUUUCCAAACGGAUUGCAAAGCAGAUCUGUGCUGUAAGAAAUGCUCACUUUCUAAUGGAGCUCAUUGCAGUAAUGGUCCAUGUUGUAAUGAAACCUCCUGUCUUUUCUUUCCCCGAGGCUUCGUAUGUCGCUCUCCAGUGAAUGAGUGUGAUAUUACAGAGAUCUGUCCUGGGGACUCUGGCCAGUGCCCACCAAAUCUUCAUAAGCAAGAUGGAUUUGCUUGUGAUGCAAAUCAGGGUCGUUGCUACAAUGGAGAAUGCAAGACGAGAGAUAAUCAGUGCAAAUACAUCUGGGGAACGAAGGCUUCAGGAUCUCAUAAACACUGUUACGAGAAGCUAAACACAGAAGGCACGAAAAAGGGAAACUGUGGAAAGGAUGGAGAGAAAUGGAUUCCAUGCAACAAGCAUGAUGUGUUCUGUGGGUUAUUGCUUUGUGCAAAUCUUGAUGGCGUUCCACGAAUUGGUCACCUUCAGGGAGAAAUUAUCCCAACUUCUUUUUUCCACCAAGGUGUAGUAGUGAAUUGCAGUUGUGCCCACGUACUUUUAGAUGAUGAUACAGAUUUAGGAUAUGUUGAAGAUGGAGCUCCAUGUGGUCCUCAGAUGAUGUGUAUGGACAGAAGGUGUCUGUCUAUCCAGUCUCUGAACAUAAGCAGCUGCCCUAUUGGUGCUAAUGGAAAAGUUUGUUCUGGACAUGGGGUAUGCAGCAAUGAAGCCACCUGCAUUUGUAACUAUACCUGGGCAGGGACAGAUUGUAGCAUGCAUGACCCCAAAAGGAAAGAAGAAGCAGAGAAACCAAAUGGACCAAAGGAAAUGUCAAAAAGAGAAGAUACGAUCCAAGUCAGCAGGGUAUCUAAGGAACUCCUUGGAAGAGCUUUUCUGUGCAUUAAUGGAUUCCAGAUAUGGUGGCUUUUUGUAGUAGCUGCACAGAAAGUACGUCACUGCAGAAGAAAAUUAAGACAAGCGAUUUACUACAAAUGGCAAGUGGAGAUGCUUAUGAAAGGGCUGAAGGAAAACUUGUCCUUUUCGGAGAUUCAAAUUUAAGGACUCCCUCCACUCAUUUCUCCUUUUUUUAAGGUGAUAAGAAGCGGGACAAAUGUUAUAAAUGAACUAUUUUGGCCGAACUUUUUUAAAUACAAAGAACAGAGCAAACAAAUCAAGUGCAAUAAGAGAACUGUUUCAAAAUAGUCAAAUAGGUAAAAAGUUUCAUAACUGAUAACUUGAGUUCGCAUGACCUUUUAAUAUUAACGACAGACUCCAGUGGCAUGAUAAGCUAACUUUUGAAAUGGUAAACUGCAUGGCAUAUAUACAGCAAACGAGCUAACAAGCUGACCCCAAGCCAAGUCUGCAUACCAAGAAAACAAACCAAAACUUAGAAAUGCUGAUUCUGGGUACUUAGGAAAUCACGUUCCACCAAGAUACACUAUUCUCCAAGUUGUACAACCCCUUCCUAAUAUAUAUCCCUCAUUCAUCUCAAUUUUAUUUUGGGGGCAACCUUAUUUAUGGUCCUGCAGGUCUUGUAUAGUUUUCAAAAUAAAAAUGAGCCAUUUUUGCCAUGCCAUUCUCAUAUAAUGACACAUUUUCCUAAGGGUUUUGUUCUAUGUGUGAUUCUAUCUUCUCGGGUUGUAAAGCUUUCUUAAAACAUUGCUCCCCUUUUAAGUUUUUGUAGCAUGUUGUAUAGCGGGGGUUCUGGGCUUGCUCUAAAAGGCAUAUCGCAUGCAGACACCGGGAGUUCUAGCAGAAAACAGGCGUGCUUUUUAAAUUUGUAUGCUUGAAACCAAAAACCAAAAAGAAAAACACCCACCCAUCCAAAACCUAUUAAUAUGUAUAAAGUGCAUAUGUAUGCAAUGAAUCUUUUCAAAUGCAUUAUUUGCUGUCAUGCAGAUAUUUUGUAUAUAGUGUAAGAAGUCAACACCCUCUCAAAUCAAUCACAGAAGUGCCAAGCUUAUAACUCUUUUAAUUUUACCAUCUGUUUUCCUUUCUCUAUCUCACAUUAUACGAAAGGAAAAGAAGCCUAAAGAAGCCUUAAAUACCCAUAAAAAUACUGAGAGCUUUUAGCAGGUUAAGGCUUUCCCAUGUAUUGUUUUAUAGUCCCCAGCACCACCUCACCUCCCAGGUCCACAUCCGUUUAUAAAAGUGAUCCCAAUAGCCAUGUCUCUUUGAGUUUACCUGCGUAGUAUGUUUCAAGUCACAGCCUCGAAUGUUACUUCCUAGACUAUUUGUGGUUACUGUCAUGGCUCAGCUCCCUUUGGCCAAAUAAGAAAGGUAUCAUUGUAUAUGUUCAGGUAGCGCUUCUCCAUGCUUAAGCACAGCAGGGGGCUUAGGUGUGCAUUAUUCUCCCUCCCCUGGCCCACAAGUCUCUGAGCACUGCUAUCAGGUGUUAUCACAGAUGCGAAGAGCAGCAGUGGCAACUGCCAUUAGCAUGCCACAGUUGCAUUGUGAAUAAGGCUGGCUGGGCUACACGUCUGCACGGUGCUUGUGAAAAGGCUUUAUGCCGAAGUCCAGAUCAACGUCCUGCUGCACUGCUGCUGCAAAAACGCUUGCCAGUUUUCCACGCCUUUAGUGGCAAGUCAUUCUACAUUUAGCCAGCUAUGAUUUUCAAGAUGGCAAGUAUCUCGUAACCCGAUUCCUACUGCAUCAGAUGGAUAUGAAUAGAGAGUGUUGUACAUGCUUAGUCUGGUUCUCAUUUAUGUCAUUGGUGGGCUACUUUCUGAUUACAAUUGGCCUUUGGUGUAGUGGUUAAGAGUGGUGGACUCGUAAUCUGGUGAACCGGGUUCGAUUCCCCGCUCCUCCACAUGCAGCUGCUGGGUGACCUUGGGCUAGUCAUACUUCUUCUGAAGUCUCUCAGCCCCACUCACCUCACAGAGUGUUUGUUGUGGGGGAGGAAGGGAAAGGAGAAUGUUAGCCGCUUUGAGACUCCUUAAAGGGAGUGAAAGGCAGGAUAUCAAAUCCAAACUCUUCUUCUCUUCUUUGGUUUGUACUCUAAAAGCUUUCAUUCUGGUUACAAUUAUUCAGGUAUCCUAGUAUCAUUCAGCUGCUCCGGUAAAAAUGACCUCCAGUGUAUAUUGAUGUAAACAUUUUGCCCUUUUAAAAUUAUUUCCCCCAUUGCAUAAUUUGGAAUGGUCUUUAAAACGAAGGAGGCUGUGAUACUUUUAAAUUUACAUUGAGUUAGAUUUUGAAUUUAACUGUAGGCAUUAAGUUAAUGAAGUAAUGGGAGGGGAGUGAUAUUUUUCAUUCCUCAAGCUGCAGUAGCUGUUGUAGAUUAUCACAGUGGCCCUCACCCUAUAAUCCUAUAACGUUUUAAGGGCAAGUCACAGCGGUUUAGUGAGUGACAGUUUUCACAGAGUUAUAUACCUGAUUAAAAUGUACUAAAGACGCAGUGGGAAGGCAGUGUUACUGGAAUGCAUCUUGAUUCACAAUGCUCUAAUAAAGGCAGUCUUGCAGGCUAUGUAUCUUACUUCCCUUCUUAGAUCUGAGUCUCUAAAAGCAAACCAUUACCUGGGUCACACUUAGUGGUAAGGCAAACCAUAGCUUAGUGCAAGUGGGCUCGUUUCCAGAGAGGAGCUGAAGGCUGCAUUGCACCUAUUGGGGUCUUGCUACUGAUCUGUGCUAAGCCAUGGUUUGGCUCAGAUGACCUGCUAAGCCAAACCAUGGUUUAACUCACUGCAACAAGAGGACCGGAGGAGGAGCGAUUGGCUGCAGUCUCUGGAAUCCUUCAUGCUUGGGUUGAGCCAUAGUUUGGCCUAGUGUUACGGGCAAACUGAGCCAAUGUGUUCCCUUUCAGGUCUUCCCACUUGGAUCACGAUAUCGAUCAGCAGAGCUAUCUUGCUUCAUGUCACUUUGCUUUUGACCAUCUCUGGGAUAAGGGUAUCUAAAUUGGUGCUGGGGUCUCCUUUUUGGUUCUGUUCUGGGAGCGACGUGGUAACCACAGUAGACAACGCCAUUCAAUAUGGUUCUAAAAAUCAGAUUGUUGUAUUUUUUAAAAAAUCUUGAAGUGAUUCAAAAAAAACAUUGUAAAUGUGCGAUGUGAUGUUUUUAAUCAGACCACACUGGUCCCCAAUUAUGUAUAUAUGGUAAGAGUUGGUGUAACUUUUUGUUACACUGGCAGUUUCAUAAGAAAUAUUAUUUCUUGUCUAAAUUUCUCCUCUGCUGUUCUGUUAUGUGUAUGUGUGUUUAAAAUACACAAAUUUUAUGUAUAGAAUGUAAAUGACCACGCAACCACAUAGCUCACAGAAGUGGAUUGUAAUGUUUUCUGUGGUACUAGAGUUAUAUAAUCAAACCUGUUAAGGUAGGUACUUACUUUUUUAGAAUUCAUUUACCACAUUUUAAAGAGAACAUAUGUUGCCUAUGUUACUUGCCUUUUUUCUUUUUUUUACCACAACCAGUGUCAUUUUAAUGGUGUUUUGACAGAAUAAAUGUUAAGUUACCAUUUCAUCCACUAUUCUUCUGUUCCAUAAAAAGGGUUCAUCCUGACAGGAAAAUGUAUGGAAAUUUUAUAUAGCUUAUGUUGAUAUGCUGCAUGACCCCACUGAAUUGAGCAAAUUCUCUACAAGGGGAAAGCUCCACUACGCAAAUUGAGUAUAUAUAUAUAUACAUAUAUAAAUAUUCUAGGUGCAUGUUAUAAUAAAUUACAUAGAACUGGAGUUUUACAAAGUUUUCUUUACUAUGCAAUGAUAGGUAUUGCACAAACUUAAAAUUCAAAGACAAAUGUCUGAGGAACUUUACAAAAGAAUACUUGAAUUUAUUUUUGAUCUAAGAAGCUUUCAGUCAUAUUUUAUAUUCAUUGUUGCUUCCACUAUUAAUCUUCCUUUAAAAUUGUUUGUAAUUCUUUUUAAAAUGCACAAUAUGACAAACCAGUUUUUGUUUGAAGUUAAUACUCAUUCAUACCUUGUUGGCUGCUGAUGAAUGGAAAUUCAGUUGUCAUUGUUCUGCAUAUUAGUUAAAUGAGUAUUAAAGACUUCAUGAACAUGGAAA